Molecule: messenger RNA, 1443 nt
Organism: Postia placenta MAD-698-R-SB12
Lineage: Eukaryota; Fungi; Basidiomycota; Agaricomycetes; Polyporales; Adustoporiaceae
Exons: 10
Coding region: 1-1443 (480 amino acids)
Source: RefSeq, a predicted model, not a curated record
AUGGCGCCCACGUAUUCCGACGCCCCCGAUUCAGAUGAUCCAUCCGACAAUGGCCAAUGGCCCGCUGAUGACAUCGAAGGGCCCGAUGACGACCUCGAUAGUGGAUUUGACAGUAUGGCUUCCGACGACGACGGCGACACCGAUGACGGGAGUGAUUUCGGCGAUGGAACCGACGGCUAUGCCACGGCCUUGAGCGACGGCAGCGAUGUGGACAAGUUGAGCAAACGACUUGCUUCGGUAAAUUUCACCGCGGCGGCCCCCGUGGAUCGCACUAUGGCUAUGGCUAAGCCGCAGAACCGUGGCAGACAACGGAUGUGUGCUGUAUGUGGUAUUCGUCCUGCAUAUAGCCAGAAUGGAAAGAACUAUCCCACCUGCGGAACGACUUGUGCGGCUAAGUACAAGCCUAGUGGAAAUAGUGGAGGCGGUGGCCGGGGCGGCAACAAUCCAGCUAAGAUCGUGAUUCUCUGCGUGGUGUGCGGUAAGAAACCGGCAUACAAUCAAGGAGGGAAGAGCUAUCCGACAUGCGGCAAUACUUGUGCUGGGAUCUACAAGACUGGCACAUCCACACGUUUAUGCGUGAUAUGUGGUGUCCGCCCUUCGUAUAAUAAGAAUGGGAGCAGCUACCCUACGUGCGGCCUUACCUGUGCUGGAAAACACAAGAUCGCCAUGGGGGGCGGCCACGGUAGCGGUGGAGGGCAUGGUACUAAUCGGCUAUGCGUCAUAUGCCAUCGCCGCCCGUGUUAUCGUCGGGGAUCUGUUGUAUAUCUCACCUGCGGCAUGACCUGUCUCGAUACUCUCUGUUCUGGUGGGGGCGACAACACGAAAUGCAAUUAUUGCCACCGCCGGCCAAAGCUGCAGCCUCACAACCAGUGCGGGCGGAUGUGCCGCGACCGGUCGCGCGUAGCCUGCCUCAUGUGCCGCUCCCGUCCGAAGCUUGGGAAGUAUCACUUCUGCGGGCGGACAUGCAAAACGCUGGCCUUGAAAACGACCCCGAGGAUCAUGGAGAUUCCCCAGGACCAUGUCACAUGGAAAAUGGUCGAAACGAAGUUCAACAACGCUUGGAAGCCGCCAAGUAACGUCACCAAGCCACAAAUAAAGCACGUGUACAAGAUCGUCGAGAGCGUAACGUUCACCAAGCCAUACGACGCUUACAGAAAGAGAGUUGGCAAUGAAUGCUUCCGCUAUCACGGGACCACCCGUCUUUGUCAACUGGGGAACGCGGGACAGACGACGCUGUGUAACUCGCCUACAUGUGCAAUUUGUAAUAUCUUGAAGACGUCGUUCAACGUGGCCCUUGCGAACCCAAGCGGAGCGGCAUUCAGUUACAGCUCCAACGGCACUGGUGUCAUGAUUCUCAAUAAAGUCGUCCUUGGACGCGUCCACAACGUCACUGCCUUCGCUGAGGUCACGUCUCUCCCUUCGGGCUGCAACUCCGCCACCUAA